Molecule: messenger RNA, 1597 nt
Organism: Bipolaris maydis ATCC 48331
Lineage: Eukaryota; Fungi; Ascomycota; Dothideomycetes; Pleosporales; Pleosporaceae
Product: aspartic peptidase domain-containing protein
Biological process (GO): proteolysis
Cellular component (GO): fungal-type vacuole
Molecular function (GO): aspartic-type endopeptidase activity
Source: RefSeq, a predicted model, not a curated record
CUAUAUAGUUUGCGUCUGUACAUACGCAGACUUGUCACCUCCUGGAAUUCUGUCUCAUAUUAGCAUCUCCGUCGCCUGGUACUAAUAAAGCCAGUUUUUUUUUAAACACCAGUAUCCAUCAUGGUGGGAAGCGUCAACAAGUUUCUGGCCAUUGCCGGCACUGCCUCGGCAGCCGUCUUCGACCUGCCCGUUGUCAUCAAGAGCACAUACAGCAGCGUCAAGUUCGACAUCGGCACGCCCCCGAAAGAACACCAGCUACUGUUCGAUACCGGCUCGUCAACCCUCUGGACCGUUAGCACUGACUGCACACAAGACUCGUGUCCAGAAGGAAGCACGGAGCUGUAUAAACGACGGUACUACAAUGCAUCGGCAUCAUCCACGGCCGUCGAUGUUGGCAUUCCCGCCACAAUUCCUUACUUGGGCGGUAACGUUGAGGGCGAAAUUUAUCAGGAUGUCUUCAGCGCUCUAGAUGGGUCCGUGGAAUGGAACCAGUCAUUCAUUGCAGUCAAUAAGAGCUCAUGGCUUUGGAUCACUGCAGACGGUUUUCUGGGCCUUGGCUUCUCUACCAUCGCAGAGCCUAACACGUCGACACUGGUCGAAACGCUGCUAUGGGAUGGCAAGCUAGACAAACCCCGAUUCGGCCUAUACUAUGGCACAAACCUAGGAGACGAGGGCCCUCAGGACGGUGUACUGAGCAUUGGCGACAGUCACGAGGACAAGUUUGUUGAUGGCCAGGUGGUUUAUGCUCCUCUGCAGAAGGUCAACAACGAGUAUGAUCUAUGGCGCACACCGUUGAAGGCUGUCAACCUACUGGUCGCCAAGAACCCGUCCAACCCAAACCACACAGUCGAGACGCACAUUGGCAAACUGCCCACGACGCAGUUUUCUGGCAAUGCCAUAGAGUCACCCAAUGUGACUUUGUCAACGUUCGGCGACGGCACUGCCAUUUUCGACACGGGAGCUGGCGGCCUUUCCCUGCCAGAAGAUAUGAUUGAUUCCAUAUACUACAAUCUCGGCUGGGAUUACCAAAGUCUGCUCAACGGCAAGCAGCGCUUUACAUGCGAGGCCAUGAACGCAUCCUGGGCCAUUUCUCUAAUCCUUGGUGAAGGUGCGCCCGAGAACGAUGUCGUAGUUAGCAUUCGCGGCGAUGAAUUACUCAAGCCUGGAGCUCAAUGUAUGCCACCGUUUGACCCUUCCAACGCACCUUCAUUUGCGCUUGUUGGCACUACCUUACUCCAGAGGUACUACACUAUAUGGGACUUUGGUGCGGACAAGGUGGCCGAGUACAAGCCUCGGCUUGGAUUUGGUAGGCUCAAGAAGCAGUUUGACUGGAAGUAUCAGUCAUAAGGGUCACGUAGAAGGGGGAGGUUUUCUCGCCAAUUGUGCAUGUAGUACGUAAAAUAUCAAGAUGAGAUGCAAACAAGGCACUUGGUGCAGUGGUGAACAUCGUGGUUGCAGGCGCAAAAGCGUCCUGUGUAACAACAAUACGAGCGAUAUGUAGACCAGCUAGUAAUGCCAGCGGAAGUGAGUGAUAUCUUGCAAAGUCGUCGGAGUGAGCAUGUUGAUUGCAUGUGUAUUUGUGUAUGUACAUAUCUAU